CAAACAGCUUUCCACAGUACGUGAACUAUCAAUCAUGAGUGCCAAAAGCAGUCCAGCAAUAAUGCACUUCAUCCCAGAUCCAGCUGGUGAAGCAACAUUUUCUCUAUCAUCUGAUUUGUUAAGCCAACAGCCCGCUACGUACAAAUGCUUAAUAUUGCGAACAAAUGGAGACCUUUGGUUACUUGAUCUAGGUGAUGGCCAUGAGCAUGUUCUCUCUAACUCAAUUGAGCUGUUCUGGGUUACAUGUGGUCAGUCCGGAGAGAAGGCAAAUCUUAUCGAGGAAGUAUCUUGGCUAGAUUAUAGUCACAGAGGCAUGGAGGAAGCUGAAGCUAACCCAAAAUUUUAAUGAAUUGAGGAUAUUUCAAAAACACAAAGGACAAUGACAACACUUGUUACGUGGGCCAGCCUUUUUAGGAUACACAAUCCACAUGUGCUCUGUAAAAGUUCCUGGGACCCAGUUCCUGACAUGGUGUCUAAAGGGCAUCAAGAUAGGGUUUUUGAGAAGGAGGCAAGCAGAAGAGGCUGGCGACUGGAGAAAGAAAAAGAAGUUCUAAGGGUUUUGAAAGGAGGUCGAAAAGGGAAGAAGAAUAGCUAAAAAUCUGGAGAGCAAGCCUUGGUGGAAAGAAUAGGGGGUUUUCCAAGUCCUUUUGUGUUGUGUUUUUUUAACAUUACUUUUACUUCUUUUAUUUUUUGUUGUAAUCAAGACAUGGAAGUGUAGAAUUUUCUUUUAGGUUUGGGAUUAGCCCAAAGUAGUGAUGGUUGAUGUGCUUGUUUCUUGUAUGGAUCUUUUAUAAAUUAAUGGUGGAUUAAUUUGAGUUGGCUUUGGAUU
This is a messenger RNA of Dioscorea cayenensis subsp. rotundata (Guinea yam), 829 nucleotides long. RefSeq lists its product as uncharacterized. Gene Ontology annotation, biological process: retrograde transport, endosome to Golgi; intracellular protein transport. The record is from RefSeq and is a predicted model, not a curated record. Gene Ontology annotation, cellular component: Golgi membrane; cytosol; Ric1-Rgp1 guanyl-nucleotide exchange factor complex. The coding region runs from base 35 to 346 and encodes 103 amino acids. The transcript has 3 exons. Lineage: Eukaryota; Viridiplantae; Streptophyta; Magnoliopsida; Dioscoreales; Dioscoreaceae.